This is a messenger RNA of Saccharomyces paradoxus, 330 nucleotides long. RefSeq names its product lipid-binding protein HSP12 (gene HSP12). The record is from RefSeq and is a predicted model, not a curated record. Lineage: Eukaryota; Fungi; Ascomycota; Saccharomycetes; Saccharomycetales; Saccharomycetaceae. Bases 1 to 330 code for a protein of 109 amino acids. The transcript has a single exon.
AUGUCUGACACAGGUAGAAAAGGAUUCGGCGACAAAGCUUCUGAAGCUUUGAAACCAGACUCUCAGAAAUCAUAUGCCGAACAAGGUAAGGAAUACAUCACUGACAAGGCCGACAAGGUCGCCGGUAAGGUUCAACCAGAAGACAACAAGGGUGUCUUCCAAGGUGUCCACGACUCCGCCGAACAAGGUAAGGAUAACGCCGAAGGUCAAGGUGAAUCUUUGGCUGACCAAGCUAGAGACUACAUGGGAGCCGCCAAGUCCAAGUUGAACGAUGCUGUCGAAUAUGUUUCCGGACGUGUCCACGGUGAAGAAGACCCAACCAAGAAGUAA